AUGGAGUCUGCAAAUCUCCAUCCUCACCCUAAGGUUCAAGAACAGUAUGUUAAAUAUUCACCUCUGGCAACUCAAACAGGCCAUCAUCAAGUAUCAACCUCUGAUGAAUGGAACCCGAGCCUCGUUCCGAAUAUUGGUAGUAAAUACAAUAGGAAUCUGACUGAAACCAUCCCAAAAUCAAGGGAUCUAUGGGCGCCGCCUUUGAUCAGGACUUCCAUGAAUCAAGAUAGCUUCAACCAACAAUCUGCCAGUGAGUUUCUCCUUACAAAUAUCAAAGAUGAGAUGUCAGAUUCCUUCCCCAAACUGAGUGAGAUGAUGUACUGCCACUCCAGUGCAGAGGACUCGUAUUUACCAUUUAAAAAACACUAUAUAUAUCCACAAUCUAGUGAUCUUGGAGGAAAUCUAUGGCACAGCAAUUUCUCCAUUGCUAACCACAUGACUGAGCUGCAGCUUUCAUCAGGAGACUCGUACAGGAAUGCUCAUCAGUCCCCAUGUUUGGGAACUGCAGCAGCAACUAGCAGAUAUGACUUCAAUCAUAUCUUUCCAAGUACAAAUAUUUCCACAUCGGAUUUGUGUUCUACAUUGUUUUCAAGCUCUUUGGACUUGAACUUGAAGGCCUUGGAUCUUUUGACUUCUACAUAUGAUGGUGGGAGUUGUAAUCAAUCUUUACUUGAUAGUCCUGGGAAACUAAGCAGAAGUGUUCUUGUGGGCCAUGAUAACAUAAGAGAACGUAGUGAUAGUCCAUCGACCAGCUCCAAUAAAGUGAUUAGUGGAUCGACUACAAGCACAAAGAGGCCUGGUAGCUUUUCUGAGACAAAGGAAUUCCAACAAGAUGCUAAGAAGCAUCGGUCCUCAACGUCACGAUCCCCAUGCCCAACAUUGAAGGUUAGAAAGGAGAAACUAGGAGACAGGGUUGCAGCUCUUCAGAAGUUGGUGGCACCUUUUGGCAAGACAGACACAGCCACUGUGUUAACAGAAGCCAUUGGGUACAUCCAGUUCCUGCAUGACCAAGUUCAGACACUGAGCGUCCCAUUUAUGAAGUCAUCACAAAGCAGGCUUUAUAGAACAGUUCAAGUGGCAGAAGGACAAGAAGAGCAGAAGCGUGACCUUAGAAGCAGAGGACUAUGCCUUGUGCCCCAGUCUUACGCAUCAUAUUUUAUUAAUAGUUGCGGUGGUGGCAUCUAG
This is a messenger RNA of Theobroma cacao (cacao), 1185 nucleotides long. The record is from RefSeq and is a predicted model, not a curated record. Lineage: Eukaryota; Viridiplantae; Streptophyta; Magnoliopsida; Malvales; Malvaceae.